AUGGAGGAGGCGGCAAAAUUUGACGAUGCGCGUGCGUUAUACGAGCGCGCGCUUGAGUUGAUGCGCGUCUCCAAGGGCGAGAGUAGCGUGGGUUAUGCCGUCAUACUCAGCAACAUGGCGUGCCUCUUGCGCACUGAGACAAGAUAUGAUGAGGCACUGCAACUGUUCGGAGAGGCCCUCGUUGUGAUCGAAAACUCUAGCGACUUGACUGAAGAUGCGAGAUAUGAGAUGCUUGAGACAAUGCGGGCUAAUGCGUUGCAAACGGAGGCAUGGCAGAAUGAGGAAGAACUGGAGAUUCUUGAGUUUCGAGCCACAGGACACUCAUAG
Molecule: messenger RNA, 327 nt
Organism: Micromonas pusilla CCMP1545
Lineage: Eukaryota; Viridiplantae; Chlorophyta; Mamiellophyceae; Mamiellales; Mamiellaceae
Exons: 1
Coding region: 1-327 (108 amino acids)
Molecular function (GO): protein binding
Source: RefSeq, a predicted model, not a curated record